Molecule: messenger RNA, 2556 nt
Organism: Clupea harengus (Atlantic herring)
Lineage: Eukaryota; Metazoa; Chordata; Actinopteri; Clupeiformes; Clupeidae
Product: stonustoxin subunit beta-like
Exons: 4
Coding region: 107-2194 (695 amino acids)
Molecular function (GO): protein binding
Source: RefSeq, a predicted model, not a curated record
UGAUUGCAACACAAUCUUGUGUAUAUAUAGGUGUCAGCUCAGAGAGUGAGAGAGCACAGACAGUCGACCUGCACAAGUCUACAAACUCUACACGCAUCUACUCAGCAUGGAGCCACAAUUACAACACUCUAGCAUGGAACUAUUUCAAGGAGGAGGUCCAGAGUUCUCCGUGCUGGUGGUCAGCGCCCUCAGCAGACCCCUGGAUCUGGGCAUGCUCUACAACGUCCGGAAUGACCGACUCAUACCAGGAUUCACCCUCUGGAAGACUGAGGACAUAAAGAGCAAAACACAUGUCCGUCCACAUCACAACACAUGGCUCCAGGUUGCAAUGUCUGAGUCCCUCAGUGAGAAGACCAGUCUGUUGGACGUGAGCGCCUCAUUGAAGGCCAGCUUCCUCUGUGGGCUGGUGGAGGUGGGAGGUUCCGCCAAGUACCUCAACAAGAAGACCUCCUCCAGUCGUCAUUGCAGUGUCACCCUGGGUUACCAUGUGACCACCGAGUUUAAAGAGCUCAUGAUAUCAGAACUAGAGACUCCAAAGCCGGAGUUGUUUGACAAGACAGAUGCCACACAUGUUGUGAGUGCGGUGCUCUAUGGGGCUGAUGCACUCAUGGAAUUCCAAGAAAUGGCCAGCGAUGAUUCAAAAAAGCAAGAAAUCCAGGGAAACCUGACUGUGAUGAUCAAGAAGAUCCCAUCAAUUGAGAUCAGUGGGGAUGGAAGCCUAAAGAUGGAUGAUGAAGACAAGAAGAAGGUGAAGAACUUCAGCUGCAAAUUCCAUGGUGACUUUUACCUGAAAGAACUCCCUUCUACAUACGAGGAGGCUGUGAAGGUGUACAAAGAGCUGCCCAGUCUGUUGGGGGAGAAAUGGGAGAAUGCUGUGCCUGUGAAGGUCUGGUUGUAUCCUCUGAGCAAGCUUACUAACACUGAGUCCAAGCUGAAGAAAAUGAUCUCAGAGAGACUGGUGUCUCUAGUAGAGAAGGUGAUGGAUGAUUUCCAUCAGGCUGAGGUGAGAACCAACGACCUGCUGAAGAGUAGCAAAGAGAUCAAGGCUGAAGAAAUCGUUCACAAACUGGAGGAGUUCCAAAGCAGUCUGAGGGUUUUCACCACUGAGCUCCUGCGGAAAAUGAGAGACCUGAUCCCGGCCAUCAGAGAAGGCAACAUGGAGGAAACGGCCCUGAGAGACCUCCUGAAGUCCCAGGAUGCAUCUGGCUUCAGUGUGAAAGAAAUGGAGCAGUGGCUGGAUGGAAAGGAGACUGAGAUCAACGUCGUCACAAUGAACAUAAAACAACUGAAAUGUGAGAUUAAACUUCCAGGCCGUGAGCUUGACUCUCUCCUCAUGGACCCAGAUGUCAAAGAUGUAUUUGUGUUCAGCUUCACCUCUCUGAGUUACGAGGAGCCCUACCUGAAGACCAUCUCAAAGGCAGUUGAAAACUUCAAGAGUGGUUCCGCCAUCAGCACUCCUGAACAGGAUCCAACACAGGAAGUUCCCUGGUACAAGAGACCAGAUGUUAAAGAGAACUUGGCCUCCUCACGCAGUGUCUUUAAAAGUGUACCCUUCAAGAACAAAGUGAUCAGUUUCAUUUCAGACCCAGAUCACCCGGGAGCUUCAGUCUGUUGGUAUGUCAACGCAGCCCUGAAGGACCCACGUGUCACAAGCAUGCCAGCACAAUUUGCCUGUAAGCUCACACUGGACCCAAACACGGCGAACAAACAUCUCCUCCUGUCUGAGGGGAACAGGAAGGUGACACGGGUGAAGGAGUGGCAGCCGUAUCCGGACCACCCAGACAGAUUUACUCUUUCUCCUCAGGUGCUGAGCAGAGAGCCUCUGACUGGACGCUGCUACUGGGAGUGUCAGUGGGAUGUGAGUGGUGGGAAUUAUCUUGAUAUGGGAGUGGCCUAUCAAAGCACUGACAGGAAUACUUACCUCACCUCCAGUGACAAGUCCUGGGUUCUGGGGGUUUAUGAUAACAAAUACUAUGUUUACCACUCUACAUUUUCAGCUGGUGUCCCUACCCCCCCCUCACGCUCCAGUAGAGUGGGAGUGUUACUGGACCGUGAGGCCUGCACUCUGUCCUUCUACAGCGUCUGCUCUGACACACUCACACUCCUGUACACCUUUGAAAACACCACAUUCACUGAUGAGCCCCUCUAUGCAGGGUUUUAUGUUGGUGAAGACUCCUCAUUGACCUUGUGCUAGAUCACAUGACCUCUUGCACACACACACACACACACACACACACACACACACACACACACACACACACACCCUCUAUGCACACCUUCAACACCACAUUCACUGAUGAGCCCCUCUAUGCAGGGUUUGCUGUGACCUUGUGCUAGAUCACAUGACCUACCAGGAGAUACAUACACUCAUCUUCUUUCAUACACACACACACACACACACACACACACACACACACACACACACACACACACACACACACACCACCAGCAUGGAGAACUAUGGACCCGGAACAAUAACAGAAAGGAAAGCAUUCACACACACACACACACACACUCAUCCUCUUUCACACUCACACACACACGUAAACACACACA